AUGGUGGAUGUGGGCCGGGAACUCGUCCAAGUGGAGGAGACGCGGAGGAAAGUGGAGAAGGAAUUGGAGGAGAUUAGGGAUCUGGAGAAACGUAUUCGAAAUAGGCAGUUACAGUAUUCAGCCCGACGAAGGAAGUCAGAAGAUGAAAAAAGUAUGGACGAGACGGGGACGAAUCGUGGUAGGCUGCUGACUGAGGCUUUAAGUCUGUACGAAGGCGGCGACGUGCGUUUUGAUCAAAGCCUGUUGGCUGAUGUAUUCAGAGAUUCCGAGAUACCAAUUUCACAAAGUGCCAUCAGUGCCCUUUUCCGGUGGCUAGACACGACAGGUGACAACAACGAUGGAGACGCUAGGCAUUUUCAUACACAGACAUUGAAAGCGACCUUAGCGGUCAUGAGUAGCCUCCGAAAGCAAAAAUGGGUGGAACUGGUGAAGCUGCAGAAACAUGUCCGUGAUUCGUUACCUUCCCGAGACGACAACGGGGAUGAACCCAUCGAGAAACGAAAUCGGCUCCUGAACCAUAUUGACGAGUACCUCGUUAUCCUGGAGAGAUUACGACGCCUGCAUUGGAAGGAAAUUGAAUACCUGGACAAUUUAGGCCUGCAGUUGCAGAGUGGAACUUUCUCUCAUGACAAGCCGCUCCAGGACUACAUGCAUAAGACUCUCCUCAACCGUGGAAAGACGUACAGUGGUAGAUACGGAUUCCACAAUCGGAGUAUUUCAGUCGUGGAUCAGCUCCGUCGGUACUACGUCGAUCUUCGAGCGAGUCAGCAUACUAAAAACAAUGUGAGACUCUGGGAGGACCUGAGACUUGCGGUUUCAGCGUACGACGGGUAUAAAGCCUUCACCAACACUGAAGAGCUGGAAAAUGGCGUAGCCGCCGGGCUGUGGCCCGUACACGCACUACCGCUCUUUUUAUACUGA
This is a messenger RNA of Neospora caninum, 921 nucleotides long. RefSeq lists its product as hypothetical. Bases 1 to 921 code for a protein of 306 amino acids. Lineage: Eukaryota; Apicomplexa; Conoidasida; Eucoccidiorida; Sarcocystidae. The transcript has a single exon. The record is from RefSeq and is a predicted model, not a curated record.